ACGCACGAAUCCUCAGCGCCUCCGGUCUCGAUCGUUCGCCGCUCAUCGUCAGUCGGCGAUCGGCGCUCGUGCUGUUUGUAUCGUAUUUACGGGCGUCUCGAACUCGUGAUCGUAUGUAUUUAUCGCCGCGAGAAUUCGUGUGAAUAUUUCAGUGUCGCGAGGUGUCUUAAAAUUAUAAAUUCUUAUUUUUAAUAGAACAUUUUAUUUUUGAUCUCUGUCAUUAUACUUUUUAUCCUCGUAAAAUAUCGUAUCGAACGAUUAAUUGGCCGAUAAAAAUAUUCCCAAUCGUGAUACAUAUCGAUUAUCUUAUCGUGGUCUAUACGGAAAGAGAGAGAGAAAAAAGAGGUGUAGUUCUCGUUGUGGCGUUACUGCGAGUGUUACGCAAUCGUCACGACCAACCGGUAUAAUGAAGUCGAAGACGAGCGAAAAUUUUAUUGCGAGUGAAAGUAACGGGGUCAAGAGGGACCAGGAACUCAAGCAGAAACAGCUGAAAAGGGGUAAAACAUUCUGCCAGUCUUGUAAGAAGAAGUGCAGCGGGGAGGUACUACGAGUGCAGGACAAGUAUUUCCACAUAGGGUGUUUCAAGUGUGCUCAAUGUAACGCGAGCUUAGCGCAGGGUGGUUUUUUCGCGCGCGAGGGCUCUUACUAUUGCACCAAGGAUUACAGGGAACGGUGGGGAACGAAGUGCGCAGGUUGUGGAGAAUACGUGGAAGGCGACGUGGUCACUGCCGGAGACAAGCAUGCCUUCCAUCCCAACUGUUUCCACUGCCAACGAUGCAGACAACCGUUACUCGGACAGGGAACCAAGGUUUCCCUCGUCCAAGGUCAAGCUCUUUGCCACCGAUGCGUCGGUAUCCCUGUGCGAGAGGCCUCGACGCCAAUCGGGAAUAGCUCCGCCACCAGAGGAUCCGGAGAUGGGCCCUCCGACCCCGGUGCCUGCGCUGGUUGCGGAAACCAAUUACGAGAAGGUCAGGCUUUGGUAGCUCUCGAUCGACAGUGGCACGUAUGGUGUUUAAAAUGUCACAGCUGUGACACCGUCCUUCAUGGAGAGUAUAUGGGAAAAGACGGGGUGCCUUAUUGCGAGAAGGAUUACCAGAAGUUGUUCGGCGUGAAAUGCGCCUAUUGCAAUCGUUACAUCAGCGGAAAGGUGCUGCAGGCAGGUGACAAUCAUCAUUUUCACCCGACUUGUGCCCGUUGCACCAAGUGUGGCGAUCCUUUCGGCGAUGGAGAGGAGAUGUACUUGCAGGGCGCUGCCAUUUGGCAUCCCCGCUGUGGCCCGGGCCCUAGCGGACCCAAUGGUAUCGUGAACGGCCACGGAGAAGCUCACACGCCACAGCAUCGAGAAUCGGAACGGAUUUCCAGCAGCGCAUCGGAGAUGCAGUUUUCAUUGCGGUCACGCACGCCAAGCCUGAACGGAUCACUCUGCAGCCCUUACAGCAGCCUCAGUCGCAAGUAUUAUCCCGCGCGAACUGGAAGUCCCGGAUUGAUAUUGCGAGAAUACGGACGUGGUCCAUCCGAAGAUGUGUCUAGGAUUUACACUUACUCGUAUUUGACCGAAACGCCGACCCAAGGAUACUUGAGACGUCCGAUACAGCCGUACGACAAACCUCCGACUAGCCCACACUUUCAUAGACCUAGCUCGUCACGUUCGAUAAGAAGCAGCGGCGGACGCAGCAGCCGAUCUGGAAUGCGUGCUCUGGUCGAUGCUCUCAGCGAGACCAGACCAAAGUCACCGGCCAGUCAAGUAGAUAAUGACGAGCCAAUAGAGCUGGCGCAUUAUCCGGACGCCAUGAAACCUCCUCCUGGAACCAAACCGCCGAUCGAGAGAGAUGAUUUUCCCGCUCCACCUUAUCCUUAUACAGAUCCUGAAAGACGUAGACGAUGGUCCGACACUUAUAAGGGAGUACCUGCAUCCGACGACGAGGACGAAGUGGAUAACAAAACUUAUAUAAAGGAGGUGGAGGAGAAGUUGAAGAAGGAACAGGACGAGCUAAGCAAAAUCGAUACUGGAAUAGCGAAAGUGUUUUUGCAAGAUCGUGAAAAGGAUCGAGAGAAUUUGAGACACAGAGCCGCGAACGUUGAUCCUAGAAAUGCGUCGAGAACGCCAUCAGCUGCCAGAGAACCGACUUAUAGACUGCGAUACGAGAGUCCAGUUGGCGCUUCGCCUUCGAGGAACAUAGAUCACGCCAGACCGUGGGAGGACGAUGAUGGUUUCAGUUAUAGAUCUAGCGUAGGACCUAGUUACAACGUUGGGAGGUCAUCGGCACGUUCCCCGGCUCCCAGAAACUAUCCACCCCUUGGUACUCAACGCGCCUUCACUCUUCCAAACGCCGCUAGGCACUAUCAUUCGGUGAUUGUGAGCUCCCUUCGGCACAUCCCGAAGCCAGGGUACGGUCUGGCACCGCGAAGUCACACCUUCUCCUCGACCGGCGGUUCUGUAUCUGCUCUCCCUGGUGAUUAUUCGUUCAGUGGGAUGGGAGACAAGACGCACAGCACUGAUUUCUCAUCUGGCAAAUCAGAUAUAUCGACAGGAAGCAUCACGGAUGUGGAUCGACGGGCAUUGAAUGAUGGUGGAAUGCUGCCAUCAUCUACCACGUAUACAGGUGGCCUAGGUUCGGUAGUUGGAAGUCACGGGGGCCAUCACGUGAGGAGAUCACUGCCAGACAUGGGGACAGCACCGUCCGAACCGCCGAAACUCUAUCCUUAUCAUUUACUUGUCAUCACAAACUACAGGCUGCCCGCUGACGUGGAUCGUUGCAACCUCGAAAGACAUCUUUCCGACGCGGAGUUUGAGGCAGUACUUCAGUGUACUCGUGCCGAGUUCUACAGAUUGCCGCAAUGGCGUCGUAACGAAAUCAAAAGACGUGCCCGGCUGUUUUAACUGGCAGCUAUCACGCUACGUGUUCUACUUAUUACCUUCAUCGUGUCACGACUGUGUUACCCUGCUAUAGAGUGUACAUUCCUUCGGCGUGGUAGGUGUAUCAUGAGAGAAAAAGAGAACACGUGUUCGGGGAACCAACGAUUCGUACCGGUUUUUUCGAUCGCGAACAUCGACGAUAUCAAAGCGUUGUCAUCGUUGCGAAUGCAAAAUGAAAAUCGAGGCAAUCUCGACCUCUCGUCAUUUCGUACACGUUCACACACGUUCAGACACGUAUAAAUGCAUACACACAUGUUUAAACACGUUAUAAACACACGUUCGCACGAUGACGCAAAUACUAUAAUACAUAUACAUAAAGGAGCACUACCAUUUGACGUCAAUUUUAUUCUCUCAGCAACGAAUCCACAGGCAGCUUGAUUUUUGAUCGUUCACAAACUAUUUCAUCGUAUCCUGUGUUUUCGGUGCUUCUUUCGGGAGAAUCUAUAUGUUGUUCAUAAGGAAACGAAAGGAAGAUACGUUCAACCGUUUCUGUGAUUGACAGAAAAGACCUGCUAACUUGGUCGAAGAUGAAAACUUGAGAAUUGAAGAAAAAGGGUUGACGAAACGUUUAUGAUCCGACGUUGUUAACGAAAGGAAAUAUGUAUUGUAUGUAUAUCAACUAUUAACAGUGAUGGUUUCAUGGGGAAUUCAAAUUUCAAACAGAAAAUUGUUAUCCUGUAUUUAACAUGUACACUUUCUAUGACUAUAAUUUUCACGAAAAGUGGAAAUAGUAGAUGGAUAAUAAUAAUUUUAGAGAAAUAGCUGAAAGUAAAGGUGGUCAGGAUCGUCUAAAAUUUUAUCAUUUAACUGGAACAUCAUCUUAGAGUUUACCCGUGAACGUCGACGUACGUAUAAAAUAGCGCGAUGGGAAGAUGUGCAAGAUUCAAAGCGAAUAGAAAACGAAAAAAAAUGGUAAUACUCGUCGAUACGCAAACGUUGAUGUAAAUAAACGAACGAUGUAAGAGAAAUCUUAGAAAAAAUGAAAGAAGCAACGGAAGUACGAGGAAGUAUAUGCAUAUAUGUACACAAACGUAUAAUACCAUUUUGAAAAUUCGCUUGAAUCACGGAACACACUUACUAUUUGCAAAAAAACUAUAACAUAAACGCGCUACUAUUAUAGAAGUUAUCAUUAUCAUUAUUAUUAUUAUUAUUAUUAUUAUUAAUUUUUAAUUAUUAUUAUUAUUAUCAUCAUCAUCAUUAUUAUUAUAUUUUAUUAUAAGCAAUAUGAAAUUUAAAAUAUAAUUAGAUCCAGCUUGUCGAAUAUCGUAAUUACCAACAUAUUUAAAUAUUAUCAUCAACGAGUUUGCUCUUUCUAUUUUAAUUGGAUAUACGAGAGAUAUAUUUAUUGACAAACAAUAUUACACAAAUUUUCCUCAACUCGAAUUCUUUUAUAUAUAUGGAUCAAACUCGAAAAAUUGAAUUUCGCAAUGCUGACGAUUAAAAAUAUGUAAAACACGAAUAUCUAUCAAUAUUUAUUUGGAUAAAGAAGUUUAUUAUCGAAAAAAAAAAAAAAAAAGAAAAAACAACAGUUACCAGAGCCAAUUAUUCUUGUGCGAGCGAAUAUGUCGGACGACAAGCUGCAAAAAGAGGAAUAUGUUACAAUAGAAUUGUUAAAUUUCCAACAGGAUGCAAUUAUUUGUAUGGUUUUUGUGAAGCAUAACUUUUAUAAAAAUAAUUUGCAACGUAAAAGAAAAGAAAAGAUGCGAUAUGUUUUUCCUAUGUUAAAAAAGAUCCACGCGGGAGUGUGCAUAUUUUAAACGAAUCGAAAAUCACGUUUUACUCUAUAUCUCGCCUUCUAUUCAAAAUUAUAUGUGUCUAUAUGUAAAUGUCGGCAGACAUUUCUAGACAAGGAGUUAGGCGCUUUCUCUGACAUGAGAGAACAACGUCUUUGACAAAAUACGUAUUGCAAUUACUACGUUCGUGCAAUUUCCUGGAGUGUUUCUCGUGGCUUCGUUACGAAGAAGUGGGAAACGUACUUCAUGAUCUUGUGCAAUAUAAUAAUGCGAGCUCGUGAGACGAAGAGAAAGAAAAAAAAA
Molecule: messenger RNA, 4953 nt
Organism: Apis mellifera (honey bee)
Lineage: Eukaryota; Metazoa; Arthropoda; Insecta; Hymenoptera; Apidae
Gene: Unc-115a
Product: actin-binding LIM protein 2
Exons: 16
Coding region: 407-2881 (824 amino acids)
Biological process (GO): lamellipodium assembly; cytoskeleton organization
Cellular component (GO): actin cytoskeleton
Molecular function (GO): actin filament binding
Source: RefSeq, a predicted model, not a curated record